This is a messenger RNA of Nylanderia fulva, 724 nucleotides long. RefSeq names its product ciliary microtubule associated protein 1A. Gene Ontology annotation, cellular component: cytoskeleton. The record is from RefSeq and is a predicted model, not a curated record. Lineage: Eukaryota; Metazoa; Arthropoda; Insecta; Hymenoptera; Formicidae.
AAUGGAAGGCAAAGAAGAUAGAUCGAAAGUGUUAAGCUGCAUGAUAAAAAGUCCUGGUCCAGUUUACAAAUUGCCGACAUUAAUUGGUUAUAACGGUCAUGAUCCAUCUCGACGCAGAAAUCCAGCAUACAGCAUGCAAGCUCGAUCUGGCUUAAAAACUUAUUUAAUAGGACCUGGGCCUCGUUACAAUAUUAGAAAUUUAACGAAGUCCGGGCGUGAUAAUCCACCUGCAUACACAAUUAGAGGCAGAGAAAUAUUGAAACUGCAAGAUCUUGCACCAGGACCUGGAGCUUACUCUCCCGAAUUAUGCCCAUCUAUGAAACAUCGUAGAGCACCGGCUUAUAGUAUGAAGUCACGUGGUGUAACAAAAAUUUUAGAUGAAGGACCUGGACCAAAUUCAUAUUCUUUACCAACGUGUAUAGGACCCAAAGUGCCCGAUAAGUUUGCUCAGGGUGCAUUUUCUAUCGCUCAUUUUAAUGAAAUAUCUAAGGAAAUUAUAGGUCCCGGUCCGGCCGCGUAUAUCAAUAUCGAUUAUAACAUCAUAAAACGACGAAGUCCGGCGUAUAGUUUAAAGGGGAGAUAUAUUAUAUCAGAAAAAUAUUACAGUCCAGCACCAAUUUUUUAUCCAUUGUAUGACACGCAAAAACGUGCACCUAUAUAUUCUUUUGGCGUCAAGCAUAGCCAAUGCGCCGGAAUACCCAUGACACAAUUAGACGAAGAUUGA